CACGCGCCAGCAGGAAGUGCUAAAGGUUAUUGUCCUCGGCCGAAAGUUGUUCAACCAGCACAAUGGGCUGCAGCAAUUGUUUGCAGCUCGCUGCUAUGCUCGGUCUAACCUUUUGUGCAAUGGUCGAUGCAGCCUAGUGGAUCUCUUUACUGCUCCCAGCCCUUGAAUGUCUCCUGCUGACCAGAAUCAGAUGCGGUAUUCACAGUGUGGGUCAAAGCGUGGGCCAAAGCGUGGGCUUGAGUAAAACACUAAAAAGUUUAUUACCUGCUCUGCUCGUACUCAAAAUGCUGGAAAUCGGAACUAAAAGCAGAAAAUGCUGGAAUCGUUUAGCAGAUCAAGCAACAUCUUUGGAGAGAGAAACAGAGUUAGCAUUUCAGAUGAUGGUGAGAAAUUUACUAUUGCCAUUAGUCCUGGAGAAGAAUUGCCAAAUAAUACAAUGUACAUAAUCAAACACAAAAAUGUUUCCUUCAGCUGCUCAAGCACAUCACAACAAAAGCUGAACAUAUCGUGGAUCUUUGUUCGUCCAGAUUCAAAUCGGGAAGUUUUUACAUUUGUUGAGGGGAACCAUACAGAAUUUACACUUUUCAAUAUAGAUUAUGACAACCAGGGGAAUUAUACCUGCUUAAAAAACUUCAGUGAUACCAAGGAAGUUCUCGUCUAUUAUCCACCACAGGGGCCUCCAGUCUGCCAUGCAGAAUUUUCUAAUAACUAUGUGCAGCUGUUUUGUUCUUGGACUAAAGGAUAUCCCUAUCCCACAUUUGCUUGGUCAAGUGAGAAUCAGGACCUUGGACCUGAUGAUCACCCAUAUGGACUACCAGGGUCAAAUGAUACCAUGAUACUACAAGUUAAAGGAUCAGAAAUACAUGAUGGUCAAAUGUUUAAAUGUGUGGCUUAUCACAUUGCAUAUGAACAACGGAUGGAACAAUCGUGCUCUUUGACACUAAAGGCUCCGCUUCCUGAGUCACAACCUCUUGUAGCUGGAUACAUAGGGAAGAAUACAUCUUUGACCUGUCACAGUAAGGAAGGAAAUCCACCUCCCAUAUUAACGUGGUGGAGAAACGACGAGACUGAAAUUUUCUCCAGCAGCAAAUAUGUAAUCUCACAAGAAGGUGUUGUUUCAAGCUUAACAAUAUUGAUGUCCUCAAAAGAGCAGGAUGAAGGAAGAUACAUUUGCAAGAGUGAAAAUCCUCUGGGGAUUAAAGAAGUAGAAAUCUGGGUCUCAUUUAACACUAAAAUCCUUUCUGGACUAGUUGGAGGAAUUACUGUCUUUUUACUUCUAAGUGCUGCAGCAAUUCUUGGGGUUGUUCUGCAUAGGAACUGGGACAAGUUAAUUACCAGAAGACAUUUUUGGCAAACGGGUUCUACCGUUUUUACCCUGGUGGACUCUGAGGAAGAGAAUGACUUUGUCGAUGAGGAUUCAUCACGAAUAACCUCUGUUGUUAAUCAUCAACCUGCCCAAAUGAUGAACGGUCAUACUUCUGGAGAAGUUGCUUCUGAUGGCCCACGAACAACUUCUAAUCAGCUCCCAAAUGAGGAAAGAAAUGAAUCAGACGUUUAAAGGACCAGAAGAAAUGUGAUUUCUUCUGUGCAAUAUUUUCUACGUUAAUGAGAAGUCUGCUGUGAAAGUGCUUUCCAACAAGCUCUGGUUGAGCUAAUGUACUAUUUUGAAACAUUUAUAUUAAUGUUACUAUAAAGCAUAGCCUAUAUCUGGGCAUAUUGGAACAAAUGUCAAAACAGCAUUCUGAACUGCCUUUAAACACCAGAAUAUAGGCUAGCUGAAAAUGUACAACAGUUUGUACUCAGGAUUUAACUAUGAAAGGUAUGUUUAAAGUGUUUGCUGUAUCUGUUUUGCAUCUAAUCUGUUGGCUUGUUAGCUAAAUUAGUUUAAAAACUUUAAGUGAAUGUGCUGUGUGUCUUACUACUUCGUUCUCUGGUAUAGCAAAUGUAAUUGGACUUUUUUUUUGUAAGAGCAACCCUUUUGUAACACUGUAUACUUGUUAAAUUGAUACUGUGCAUUUUGGUUUUGUUCAGAGAUUGACUUGUUUAUGCAAAUAGGAAUACGUGAGGGCAAAGUAAUGUGUAAUGUAUUUAAUUCUUACAAAUGUUUUUUGCAAUUUGUGUAGCAAAGCCUAGAAGUCUUGUUCUUUUUAAUUAAACUAAAGGUAUUUUGUGUUUUAAGUUCCUGCAAAAUAAAGAUUCAUUUCUAUAA
Carcharodon carcharias (great white shark) is the source of this 2209-nucleotide messenger RNA. It is a transcript of the gene vsig10, whose product is annotated as V-set and immunoglobulin domain containing 10. Lineage: Eukaryota; Metazoa; Chordata; Chondrichthyes; Lamniformes; Lamnidae. The transcript is spliced from 10 exons. The coding region runs from base 314 to 1558 and encodes 414 amino acids. The record is from RefSeq and is a predicted model, not a curated record.